AAACAGUGUUUUAGUCAUUAACUAUGUGUUGUUGGGAAAAGAUUCUACAUAUUUUUUUUAGAUUUAAAGAUUUAAUUAAAAAUAAAUUGCAAGAGUAUUUCAAUAAUAAUGUUGAGCAGUACUAAAGUAUUGAGGAGAUAUGUCAUCUCCCGUGGUUGUCAAUGUUCAUCACAUUUCUCCGAUGUCUCAAAUGGAUCUGUACUGGAAACCAAUAUUGAUGUUAAUUCAAAAGAAUAUCAGGAAAAUCGAACAGCAAUGGAAAUUUUAGUGCACAAUUUGAAAAAAGCUGUAACUAAUUCGAUAUCUGGCGGUGAUUCAAAAGAUAAAUUAAGGCAUACAUCCAAAGGAAAAUUAUUAGUACGUGAUCGUAUAGAUUACCUUUUGGAUUCAGGUUCACCAUUUUUAGAAUUGUCACAGUUGGCUGGACAUGAACUUUAUAAAGAAACAGUUCCAUGUGGUGGAAUAAUUACAGGAAUUGGACGUAUUUCUAGAAAGGAAUGCAUGAUUAUUGCAAACGAUGCUACGGUUAAAGGUGGGUCCUACUUUCCUAUCACAGUAAAAAAACAUUUAAGAGCCCAGGAAAUAGCCAGUGAAAAUAAUUUACCUUGUAUUUAUUUGGUGGACUCUGGUGGUGGCUACUUAAAAAAACAGGCUGAAAUUUUUCCUGAUAGAGAACAUUUCGGAAGAAUAUUUUUUAAUGAAGCAAUCAUGUCUUCAAAAAAUAUAACACAAAUAGCUGUAGUGAUGGGAAGCUGUACAGCAGGUGCUGCUUAUUUACCUGCCAUGGCUGAUGAAAGUAUAAUUGUCAAAAAUACUGGAACAAUUUUUCUUGCUGGUCCCCCUUUAGUGAAAGCUGCAACUGGUGAAAUAGUAUCUUCAGAAGAUCUUGGUGGUGCCAAACUUCACUGCUCUGUUUCUGGAGUUUCUGAUCAUUAUGCUAAUGAUGAUUACCAUGCACUUCAUAUUACCAAAACCAUUAUUGCAAAUUUAAAUAAUAAUAACAAUAAACAAAAUAUACAGAAUAAUAUUGAUGUGCCAGAGCCACCGUUAUAUCCUGAUGAAGAAUUAUAUGGAAUUGUUGGUGACAAUUUGAAAAAGAAUUAUGAUGUCAGAGAGGUGAUUUCAAGAAUAGUAGAUGGGUCAGUAUUUUCUGAAUUUAAGAAAAAUUACGGAGAAACGUUGGUUACUGGAUUUGCUAAACUAUGUGGUUAUCCUAUUGGUAUAAUUGGUAAUAAUGGGGUGCUAUUUUCUGAGUCUGCCUUGAAGGGUACACAUUUUAUUGAACUAUGUUGUCAGAGAAAUAUUCCAUUGUUAUUUUUGCAAAACAUUACUGGUUUUAUGGUUGGAAAAGAUGCAGAAGCUGGUGGUAUUGCUAAAAAUGGUGCUAAAAUGGUUACAGCGGUAUCCUGUGCAUCUGUUCCUAAAAUUACAGUUGUGAUUGGUGGAUCUUAUGGUGCUGGAAAUUAUGGAAUGUGUGGACGAGCAUACGGACCAAGAUUUAUGUAUAUGUGGCCUAAUUCUCGAAUAAGCAUAAUGGGAGGCGAACAAGCUGCAGGUGUUCUUGUCCAAAUUCAAAAUGACAAAAAAAUCAGAGAAGGAAAACAGUUAACAAAAGAAGAAGAAAAAAUGUUAAAAGAUCCAGUGAUCAGACAAUUUGAGAAUGAAGGAAAUCCAUUUUAUUCCAGUGCGAGAUGUUGGGAUGAUGGCAUUAUUGAUCCUGCUCAGACAAGACAAGUUUUGGCAAUGAGCUUAUCUGCCAUUCAUAAUUCGCCAGUACAGCAGACCAAGUAUGGAAUUUUCCGGAUGUAAUCAAUUAAGAAGUACCAAUCUUAAAUUGUGCCAGAACAAUGAUGUAUGAUACAGCUACUCCUAGAUACUGUCAAAAUCAAUGCAUUUAUUUUAUUAUAUUUUUAUGAUAAUUAUUUUAUUAUAAUCUUUACUUACGCUCAAAAUAUAUGUUCGAUCCAUAGUGAA
Messenger RNA from Rhopalosiphum maidis (corn leaf aphid), 1974 nucleotides. RefSeq names its product methylcrotonoyl-CoA carboxylase beta chain, mitochondrial (gene Mccc2). Gene Ontology annotation, cellular component: mitochondrion; methylcrotonoyl-CoA carboxylase complex. Lineage: Eukaryota; Metazoa; Arthropoda; Insecta; Hemiptera; Aphididae. The record is from RefSeq and is a predicted model, not a curated record. Gene Ontology annotation, biological process: L-leucine catabolic process. Gene Ontology annotation, molecular function: methylcrotonoyl-CoA carboxylase activity. The transcript has 12 exons. Bases 109 to 1809 code for a protein of 566 amino acids.